GGACUUUUAUUUUGAAAUGACGAAGCCCAAACAGAUCAUGUGCAUUUGUUUGUAAUGGAUGGAAGGUGUACCUGAAAUAUGAGUGUUAUUACUGUUGUUUAAUACAUUUCCACAUAGUCGUUAGUCUGCAGUGUGUAUAGUUGAAAGGUCAUGCGCUCGGUAAGUUAUGUGCAGCGCGUGAGUUUAGACUUCACAGGAACACUCUUUCCUCACGCCAUCUGUCUUGGAGAUGCAGAUAACGACUCUUUGAAUGAGCUGGUGGUGGGAGACACUAGUGGAAAGCUGUACAUCUAUAAAAAUGAUGACUGUAAGCCGUGGAUCACGCGAUCAUGUGUUGGCAUGUUAACAUGUGUUGGAGUGGGAGAUGUUUGCAACAAAGGAAGGGUAAGAGUUAUCUUUCUCUUCCUCCCUUACAAAGAAGUAACAAUGAACUUUGUUGUGGCAGUGGGCGCGGAGGGCUGGUUUCAUCUGUUUGAUAUCAGUGCUGCUGCAGCCAAGUCAGACUCCUCAAGUCAGCAGGACGGUUCGUUUGGUGAUGAACAGAAGCCCAGUUACACCCAGCACAUUCCCGCCAAUACCAAAGUGAUGCUCAUCAGUGAUAUCGAUGGAGACGGACGCUGUGAGCUUGUCGUUGGCUACACGGACCGGGUGGUGCGGGCCUUCAGGUGGGAGGAACCUUCUGAUGCUUCAGAUGUGAGCUCUGGUCAGCUGGUCUUACUAAAGAAAUGGCUUCUGGAGGGUCAGGUUGACAGUCUUUCGGUUAACCCAGGUCCAGAAGGGCUCCCUGAGCUCAUGGUGUCUCAGCCUGGCUGUGGCUAUGCCAUUCUGAUGUGCUCUUGGACACAAGAGGGCGCUGCAGGACCUGGGGAGGAAAACACAGCAUCUCCUAGCAAAGAGGGUCCUUCCAGAGACGUUGCCCUUCAUCUUACCUCCGGACGCAUCCAUAACAAGAACGUGUCCACUCAUUUGAUAGGCAGCAUUUGCAGAGGUUCUAAGGAUGAUUCGUCUAAAGGUGGCCUGUUUGCUCUUUGCACUUUAGACGGAACACUGAAGCUUAUGGACAGCUCUGAGAAGCUCUUGUGGUCUGUGCAGGUGGACCACCAGCUUUUUGCCCUCCAGAAGCUGGAUGUCACUGGUGAUGGGAGAGAGGAAGUGGUGGCCUGUGCCUGGGACGGCCAGACUUACAUCAUCGAUCAUACCCGUAUGGUGGUCCGAUUCCAGUUUGAUGAAAAUGUAAAUGCAUUCUGUGCGGGCCAGUAUGCAUGUAAGGAUGGGAGGAACAGCCCCUGCCUGGUCUAUGUGAGCUUUAACCAUAAGAUUUAUGUGUACUGGAGGGUGGAGCUGGAGAGGAUGGAGCCCACCAACCUGCUGAGUGUGCUGGAAGAGAGACCCGAGUAUCCAGACCUGCUUCACAGACUGGGAGUGGAUAUCAGUGACACAGUAGCGGUUCGGAAACUCAUUGGAGAAGUGCUCUACGAGAACAUACCGAAAGACGAAACAGAGUGAAUCACGACUCACAAACACAGCUCUUCAUUUCUGAGAAGCCCGGGGGAGGAUACCAUGUCCCACCACCUGCUCCGAGCCUGUGGAGCUUCAUGCAUUAUCGAUGGAUUAUGGAGAUACUUUGCUUUAGGGAUUGGAGGAGACACAUUGAUUUCAGAUUUUGUGUUUGUGUGUGUGUGUGUACUUCAGGACAAGAGCAAUGUUUGGCUCAGGUGUCAUCAUGCAUUAUGGGCUUUCUUGCUGCUGAGGAGAAAGGACAGAAUGAAGUGUGUCCGUGCCUGCAAAUUCAGUUGUACUGAAACACUGUCAGUCCCCUGUGUGUGUGUCUGCCCUUGAGGCAUAUCUGAGCUCUUCACUGCAGUUUACCGCAAGAACACGGGGGAUAUAUGAGUUCUCUAUACACAGCUUAUGUACUUCAGUGAACGCAAACAUCUUUUUACCCUUUCAAGAGUUCACACCGCUGGUGUUCAGCAACUGUGAAUCUUGUGAAGGUGAAUGAAACUGAUUAUUAAAGUCAGUAAGUGCUAAACUUAAUGUGUUUAUUAUGCUUCAGAAUGGGCUUUUAGGAUUUCUCCCUUAAAGGAUUAGUUCACCUUAAAAUGAAAAUUACCCCAAGCUUUACUCACCCUCAAGCCAUCCUAGGUGUAUAUUACUUUCUUCUUUCUGAUGAACACAAUCAGAGGUAUAUUAAUAAAUAUCCUGACGCAUCCAAGCUUUAUAAUAAUGGCAGUGAAUGGGACCAACGAGUAUGAAGCUCAAGAAAGUGCAUCCAUCCACCAUAAAUGUACUCCACACGGCUCCCGAGGGUUAAUAAAGUCCUUCUGAAGUGAAGCGAUGCGUUUGUGUAAGAAAAAUAUCCAUAUUUAACAAGUUAUAAACUAAAAUUGUCUUGUGUUUUCAAAAUGGCUGCCCCCAUGAGGCGACUCACUCUAUGUAAAAUAAAACAUGAUUUUAAGCAAUA
This is a messenger RNA of Ctenopharyngodon idella (grass carp), 2464 nucleotides long. It is a transcript of the gene itfg2, whose product is annotated as integrin alpha FG-GAP repeat containing 2. The transcript is spliced from 13 exons. Gene Ontology annotation, biological process: regulation of TOR signaling. NCBI's taxonomy places the organism in Eukaryota, Metazoa, Chordata, Actinopteri, Cypriniformes, Xenocyprididae. Bases 151 to 1506 code for a protein of 451 amino acids. The record is from RefSeq and is a predicted model, not a curated record. Gene Ontology annotation, molecular function: protein binding. Gene Ontology annotation, cellular component: KICSTOR complex.